AAGUAUUAAAUCUAUGGUUAUGUGUUGUACAUACAUAAUUUUAGAUAUAUAGAUAGUUAUAUUUUUUAAAAUAAUGGGAGAGUCACCGAGAGAUUUUAAAUGUAACUAUGAACAUUGGUCAACUAUAGUACAGUAUUGUGAAAUGUACCCACAGAUAAUAAAGUCAAAGUUUGAAAAUUUUCAAGGAGAUAAAAGAGAUAUUAGAAAUCUUUGGGAAGAGCUCACAGAUCAGUUGAAUGGUUUAGGUUAUGGCAAGAAAAGUAUUGAAAAAUGGCAAUUGGCAAUUGGAAGAUGGAAAUCUAAAGUAAAAGCGAAAGCUCUAAAUUUAAAGUUGGAAAUGGAACAAACAGGCGGAGGACCUGUGAAAUCACCACCACUAAAUGAUAUAGAAGAACGUCUUAUUAAUCUUAUGGGCUGGAAAAGUAUUACAGGCGAUAAAAAUAAAGAACUAGGACUUGGCAUUUCUGAGGUAGCAACAACACCUAUAGAACCACCACCUUUACAUAUUCUUAAUACACACUUAGAGACUAACACAGAAACCCAAGGAGAAAUGUCAUUUUUAAAACAGUGUUCCAUUAGUUCUACUGGCAGUAGAAUGGAAAUAGAACUCUCAUCAAAACCAAGUACAAGUACAGCAUAUAAAGAAAAUAUUCCUACAAAAAAAAGAAGUAGUCAAGAAGCAUAUACAAAACGUAAAGUGGUAAAAAGUUCAGAGAAAUCAAGGAGGUAUGUGACUUUAACUCAUAUGCACAAUGAAAAUUUAACUAUUUUAAAGAAAAUAUCGGAAAACACUUCAGAUAUCGCACGUUCAAUUAGAGAGAUUAAAGAUACCAUGACGCAAUAUGUGGAAUAUUUAAAGAAUUGUAACAACUAAAGCUAAACGAAUACUAUUCACAUCACACGUAAUGGACAGAUGACAGUUUUAUUUGCAGCACAUAUAAUUGCUAUAGUAUAUCACGUACCUAUAAUGUGAGGGUAAUCUAAUCGGCGUGAUAUGGACCCUAUAUCAAUUAUAUGUACAGCAAAUACAAAUGCAAUCUGUUCGUUGCAUGCUAUGUGAAUAGUAUGCGCUUAGCUUAACAACAAAAUAGAAUAAUAUUUAUUUUAUUUAUAUCCAGAUAUAUAUUUUAUUUCCAUUUUUACUGUUUCUACUAUGAAA
Molecule: messenger RNA, 1159 nt
Organism: Anoplophora glabripennis (Asian longhorned beetle)
Lineage: Eukaryota; Metazoa; Arthropoda; Insecta; Coleoptera; Cerambycidae
Exons: 6
Coding region: 74-874 (266 amino acids)
Source: RefSeq, a predicted model, not a curated record